AUGUCUCUUAGACAAAGACCACCAAUUUCCAAUCCACCAUCCACCGCCGCUACCGCCGCCACCCCUCCCAACGACGACGACUUUGUCGACAAACUGUCGCCACCGCCACCAUCACAAAGCGCGCUCUCUCAAGCCCUAGAAAGCUCCGCACACCUAGCCAACCUCCUCCCGACCGGAACCCUAUUGGCCUUCCAAAUCCUAACAACGAUCUUCACCAAAAACGGGUCGUACGACUCCGCCACGCGACCGAUGACCCUAGUGCUCCUCGUCAUAUUCACCCUCUCGUGCUUUCUCGCAUCGUUCACCAACAGCGUAAAAUCCGCAUCCGACGAAAAAGUCUACUACGAACUCGUGACGCCGAAGGGCCUCUGGCUGUUCAACAACCCCGGCGUGGCGGCGGGAGGGGUGCCGGAGCUGAGCUAG
Messenger RNA from Erythranthe guttata (spotted monkey flower), 423 nucleotides. The record is from RefSeq and is a predicted model, not a curated record. Lineage: Eukaryota; Viridiplantae; Streptophyta; Magnoliopsida; Lamiales; Phrymaceae.